This is a messenger RNA of Seminavis robusta, 2511 nucleotides long. The record is from the annotation of a GenBank genome assembly. NCBI's taxonomy places the organism in Eukaryota, Bacillariophyta, Bacillariophyceae, Naviculales, Naviculaceae.
AUGUUGACCCAGAACAGCGGUGAUCUCCGCAAGGCUCGGUCGAACCAUUGGUUCUUUGCCUAUGAUCCUAUUGCUGUCGCUGCUGGAGGAGCCGGUGGUAAUAGUAUUAUGAUGGCUCCAGGAGUUCCGGAUACAACUGCCCCAUUCAGUUGGAGAUCCUACGGAUACUACUUUGGAUUCCUCGGUGCCGCCGUACUGUGCUUGUACACCCAGAUUGCGUUUGUCCAUCCGGUCUAUCAAUCUUGGCACGAGGCGUCUCUGGAAGCCUUUGGCUUUCAGCACAUUAUGGCCCGCAGUCAACACGAACGCUUGGCUCGCAAGUUCCACGCCAAGGCAACCUUUGACCUCCUGCAAGGAUACAAGGCCCGCAUCCAUGCGGCCCACGGAAUCCACGAGUCUCAACAAGAUGCCCAGAAUGCCACGCAAAUGUACCAAAUGGCCAAGCAGGCGUGGGAAGACGCCAAAGCGGACAAACGGAAUGCGACCGUGUUGGGAAAUCUGGCGGACGACGAACAUCAAUUGUACCUUCAGUAUCUUGCCGAAGCGAGUCAAGCCGAACAACGGGCCCAAGAAUUGGAAGAAGAAGCUCAAACAUUGAACAAUCAGAGUGAAUACUACCACCAUCUAGUGGACAAGUUGAAUGCCAUGCUCGAACAGGAUUCGACGCUGGAGUCAAGCUAUCUGGCGAAUGCCACACUAGAGGGUGAGGAGGCAGAUAACAUUACUCUGGCCGCGCAAGAGAAGAAAGAUAGCAGUUGGAUUUGUCGAUGGUCCGUGACACGCCAUCUACUGUGUGGACCUGUGGGUGGAAUGACGGCACUGGGAGAUGCCGAUGCGUUGCGACAAGAGCAAGCGGAAGAUUAUCGGCGGGCCAUGGCAAUCCAAAAGCAAAUUCUGGUCGAGAAGACCAACGCAAUGAUUGCACUCACCAAGGCAUCCAAGGCGGAAGAAGACGCUCGGUUGGAUCACCUCAAGGCAAUGCAAAGUCAUAAUGAGUCGCUCGCUGACAAAGUCAAAGCGUCCGAAGAGCACGCCCUGGAGCUGGAUGACUUGCAGAAAAAGUUGGAAGAAAUGAAGCUUGUGCAACAACACAUUCAUGAUUUGGAGUACUAUCAAGGCCUGGAAGUAAAGCUAGAAAUCAAAUCGAGAAAGGAAAACGAAUUUGCCCAUGGUCAGUGGAGACUGGGAACUUCGUUAAUCCAACAGUCGGAGAAAGAAGAGGAACGAGCCAAGGUGGAGUACGAUCUUGUCCAAGAGGAAGAAGAAGCACAAAGCCGUCUAGUGAUAACAGUCCGCCAAGCGGGACGCCUACUCCGGUGGACUUCCUUUUUUGCAGCUGUCUAUGCCCUGGUUGCCUUUGGCUUCUUCAUCAAGGCACUCACGACAUCCAACAGUGUAUCGUUGCCACAUCAGCUCCGAACGGUGGCAGUGGCGGUCUCGGUGACUGUGGUGCGUCGCUGGGAUGGUCGUCAUAUGUGGGAAGGUCGCAGCAUAUUGGGAGACUCUCAAGAUCGCAACUGCCUGCGCCAAAUUUCUUGCUGGUGCCAUCAUGGCUUGAUCUUUUUGUUUGUGGUCGGCAUGCAAGGCUGGCAGUUGCACGGCAUCUUUGAUGUCGACUCCCUUGGCUUGCGUGGUGGACUGGUGCUCAAGUUUGCACUCACUGCGGCGCUCAUGGAGACGGUGCUAUUCCAAGCAGUUCCACAUGCUGCCGUGUUGCCCCGAUUGACCAAGGAAUACUUUCGCGAUGUCGCUAUCCGCUUCCUCUCGUCGGCCUGUCGAUUCACUGUGCAGAUGCUACUGUUCUUGAUUUUGUGUGGAGAAGGAUCCACAUGGCUUUUUGGAUGGAUUGCAUUCCUCAACCACACCUUUCCAUUAUGGGGCGUGCUGUUGGUUGGCACCGUUGUGGCACACAUGAUGCACAUCGAAUUCCCACAUGUCUGCGACUUGGACAGGAACAAUGGAGCAUUGAGUGAAGUGACCUUCACCACCUACACCACGUGCGAGGACCUUACGUCGUACAGAGACUCUCGAGUUGGCAGCUAUGCCUCAAACUCCUGGAGUCCUUCCAAACAACUUUCCGAGACGGAAAAAGGCAAGAAAAAAGGCACUUUUGCGAUCCUUUCUCCAGCCAACAUCAGCUCUGCUGAAGACGAAGCGGAAUCUCUCUUGACGGUUUCAAGAGCUGAUGUUCCUGUCUCGUCGGCGCUAUCCUCCAUGUCUUCCUACACCAGCAUACCGAUGAAUGAUUCCGGUACCAGUACUUCCGGCGAAGGCACCGCCCCUGUCUCACUUCCAUCACCAGCGCUUCAAAGGCUUUAUGAAGUUUCCAUACAGGACGAAUUCUUCGCCAUCCUUGCCUACGUGGAACUGAUCCUUCUUGUGGGUAUUAUGCUCGUCGUCUCUGCUGCGAUGCCACAAAUCUUUCAUCGUCUGAAAGCCGGAGCUGCUAGCACAUCUACUAGGAGACAAAAAACGAAUGUUUCAAAGCACCCAAAGUACAUCUCGGAAUGA